AUGGCAUCGGUCAAUGGUGGAGCUAGUGGGGAUGUGGAGGAGAAAUCAUCGUCCGAGAUGACCUCAAAGGAUUAUUACUUUGAUUCCUAUGCCCAUUUCGGCAUUCAUGAGGAAAUGCUUAAAGACGAAACUAGGACACUGACCUAUAGAAGUGCACUGAUUCACAACAAACAUUUGGUGAAAGAUAAGGUCGUGCUUGAUGUUGGUUGCGGCACCGGCAUCUUGUGUUUGUUCGCUAUCAAAGCAGGGGCGAAACACGCAAUUGGUUGUUCGAAUAUCAUUGACCGUGCCAUGGAAAUCGUCAAAGCCAAUAACAUGUCUGAUAAAAUCACUCUUAUCAAAGGCAAGGUGGAAGAAGUGGAGCUCCCGGAUGGUUUCAGCAAGGUCGAUAUCAUUAUCAGCGAGUGGAUGGGCUACUGCUUAUUUUAUGAGUCAAUGUUGAAUACUGUCUUAUAUGCGCGGGAUAAAUGGUUGGCUCCUGGUGGACUUAUCAUGCCGGAUCGGGCGACCUUGUAUGUAUGUGCAAUCGAAGAUCGUCAAUACAAGGACGAGAAGAUUAAUUGGUGGGACAGCGUCUACGGUUUUGAUAUGAGCUGCAUCCGGAAAGUUGCAUUGACUGAACCUCUCGUGGACGUAGUGGAUCCAAACCAAGUGGUGACCAAUUGCUGCCUGGUCAAAGAAGUCGACAUGUACUCCAUCACGGUCGAGGAGCUGAGCUUUACAGCACCUUUCACGCUCACUUGCAAACGCAAUGACUACAUCCAAGCCCUUGUUACCUUCUUCAAUAUCGAUUUCACCUGCUGUCACAAACCGACGGGCUUUUCGACAGGCCCCGAUGAACGUCGCUACACCCAUUGGAAACAGACAGUCUUCUAUCUGGACAAUGGAGAGGAUGAUUGUCUAACUGUAAAGAAAGGCGAACAGAUAAACGGAUCCAUGUCGAUCAAGCCAAAUGCUCGUAAUAAUCGCGAUCUGGACAUCAGUGUAAAAAUCCUCUUUGAAGGUGAGCUGUCAACGAUGGAUACAGUUUUCAACUACCGGAUGCGUUGA
Messenger RNA from Echinostoma caproni, 1050 nucleotides. The record is from the annotation of a GenBank genome assembly. Lineage: Eukaryota; Metazoa; Platyhelminthes; Trematoda; Plagiorchiida; Echinostomatidae.